GGUUUUGACCCGAAAUCCAUAAGACAUGAGACCCAAAUCCUUUCUUCAAUGCCCGUCGUUGGAUCAGUUAAUGCCACGUGUCAACAAGGAAAGGCACUCCCCCGGUCUCCGCCACAGAUCGUCUCCACAGACGAUGUUUUUCCCUAGGAUAGGUGUCCAACGCUGCAGGUAGCACUGACUGCACCGCAUUGGACGCUGCAAGAAUUGGAGAGGAUCUGGAUCCUCGUCACCCUCGCCACCGCUUGAAAAAAAGAAGUUAUUCUUCCUGUUCUAGCAACCCAAAAAUAAAGUUUUUACCUCUACAACCGUAACCUAGCUCUGAAUCUUGAUCUGCCGGCGGCCUUUUCAUCUUCUCUGUCUCCGGCAGCUUGCAGCUGUCCCAGUGGAGGAAUCGACUCCAGACUCUGCCCUGGUUCUUCACUUCUCCGGUGCACGAUUUCUAUCUUCGUUGAAGGCCUGCUCUAUGGGUGACCUUUUGAGCCGAAGCAAUUUUGGCUUCCCUUUGGUUGAACUUAAUUGACAAAGUUUUGGAGAAAGAGGUGCGACCUUCAAGUUUCAAUCUUGCUCAAAGCUUGUUGUUGGGCAGCAAACUCCUCCAAAUUUGGUUAUUGAGCUACAAAUCCUCUUGUUCCAAGCUUGUUUGGUAAGAUUUGGUAAGAAGAGGGACAAAAUAAGAGAUUCGGGGGAUUUUCUUCACAAACAUAUGAAACCACACAAGAUUUCAAUCUAGUCUCGUUGAGUUAAGGUACAUGUAGAUGGAUUGGUUCUUGAUAAUCAUCCUAUUGAGUUCACUUUGGGCAGCUUCUCUAUGCAUUGCUAUUUAUGCAUGCUGUUUUCCACCCAAGGAUGCAUUUCUAUGUAAUGUGUUGUCAAAAUCAGGUGAAGUUGCUUGCAAGAAAAACGUCUUGCUGGUCAUAGCCCACCCAGAUGAUGAAUCUAUGUUUUUCCUACCAGUCAUUUUUUACUUGACUUCAAAAGGACAUAAUCUUCACCUUCUAUGCAUGUCAACAGGUAAUGCAGAUGGCAAGGGAAACAUGAGAAAGGAAGAACUUUACCAGGCUUGUGCUGUUCUUAAGGUUCCACUUCAACAUGUGAAGAUCUUGGACCAUCUGGAUUUACAGGAUGGAUUUGACAAGAUCUGGAGCCAUAAACUACUGGCAAAUAUUGUUAAAGAGGAAAUUUCAAGUCAAAGCAUUGACUUGAUAAUUACUUUUGACUAUUAUGGAGUUUCGGGUCAUAAGAAUCACCGUGAUGUCCAUCAUGGGGUACGCAUGGCCUUAUAUGAGAAUUCGCAAACAAAUAUUGAAGCCUGGGAACUUAUCAGUACAAACAUUAUGCGCAAGUACAGUGGACCAGUUGACAUCUGGCUAUCCAUCCUAUGUGCUUUCUUUUACCCAAGAGGAGAGAUGUUCUGUUUACUAAAUCAAUAUCCUAAUAAAAGCUUUCUUGCAAUGGCACAACACCGGAGCCAAUGGGUUUGGUUUCGGAAGUUGUUUGUGUCUCUCUCCAGUUACACUUACGUGAACACGCUUCGAAAGAUAAGCAUAUAGCUGUUCACUUGGGGCCCGGUCUCAUUGAUGGCAGUUUUGACUUCAAGAUGGAAGUGUUCCAACAUCAGAUGGGGCUGAAAUUGUGGACAGGUACCUCCCAAUACGCCCUGCUCACAUGUCCACAUGUCAAGUUUCAGCCCAAUUAGAGUUGGGCAAUAAGUUAACAGAUCAUUGAGAAAGUUUGGGAGUAGCAAAAGGGCAUACAGACGAUUAAGAGGGUGCUGAAUUUGACAUAUGAUCAACCCAGAAUUCCAUGCAUAUCUAAUGGUAAAAUCGCUGGAUCACUCUUCCACAUAGAACUGCUGUGCAAGGAUUCCUUAAUUUACACGUCCAUGUAGGAAACCUUAUUUUUUAUCUCUAUGUAUGGACUUCCUUUUUGUUUAAUGAGAAGCCCUUAUUGUUCCAAGUAGUUUCACUGAGAGAAUAUUUUUUUAACAAUUUUGAAACCACUGUUAUUGGUGAAAUUAGGUUGGUUUGGAAUUUAAUAAAUGAUUUAAAUGAUGA
Molecule: messenger RNA, 2054 nt
Organism: Macadamia integrifolia
Lineage: Eukaryota; Viridiplantae; Streptophyta; Magnoliopsida; Proteales; Proteaceae
Product: N-acetylglucosaminyl-phosphatidylinositol de-N-acetylase-like
Exons: 14
Coding region: 756-1550 (264 amino acids)
Biological process (GO): GPI anchor biosynthetic process
Cellular component (GO): endoplasmic reticulum
Molecular function (GO): N-acetylglucosaminylphosphatidylinositol deacetylase activity
Source: RefSeq, a predicted model, not a curated record